GAUAUCAUCAAAUAUUUACAAAAAUGUGAGGGGUGUACUCACUUUUGUGGGAUACUGUAAGUGGUGAUGUACAUUAUGCUUCCCAUCUUCAACUGAACACUGUGAUGAGUAGCAACCAGCUCCACCUGUGACUGUACUGAAAGGCUUGAAGGGCUUCUUACAUGUUAAAUGGCGUCAAGCAGGGUUGUGUCCUGGGGCCAACCCUGUUCAGCCUCAUGUUCUCCGCAAUGCUGACUGACGCCUUUGGAGACGGUGAUGCUGGGAUAGGCAUCAAGUACCGCACAGAUGGUAAUCUGUACAACCUCAGGAGGCUCCAAGCGAAAACCAAGGUUUCGACAGACAUCAUCAGGGACUUCCUCUUUGCUGAUGACCGUGCCCUUAACAAUAGCACAGAAACGGACAUGCAACGCAGCGUUAACAGGUUUUCUAGUGCCUGCACAAACUUCGGUCUCACCAUCAGCACCAAGAAGACUGAGGUCAUGCAUCAGCCAGCCCAGGGAAGCCCUAUACAGAGUCCAACAUCACUGUCAAUGGUCAGAGACUGAAAACAGUGACCAAGUUCACCUCGGCAGCACGUUGUCACAAAAUGCCACAAUAGAUGACGAAGUUAACGUCCGCAUUGCGAGAGCCAGUUCAGCUUUCGGGAGAUUGUAUGCCAUGGUUUGGAACCGAAGAGGCAUCACCAUCCAGACCGAGCUGAAAGUGUACAGGGCAGUUGUGCUCCCCACACUGCUGUAUGCAUGCGAAACGUGGACAGGGUACCAACGUCAUGCCAGGAAACUGAACCAUUUUCACACCAGCAGUCUCAGGAAAAUCCUUGCAAUCAAGUGGCAGAACAAAGUCCCAGACACUGUGGUUCUCAAUCAAGCAGGCCUCCUAAGCAUCUUCACCAUCUUGAUGAUGACCCAGCUAUGCUGGGCAGGACGUGUGAUACGCAUGACAGACCAACGUCUACCAAAAAGACUUCUCUAUGGCAAGCUCCAGCAAGGUCAGCGUUGCCAAGAAGGCCAAAAGAAACGCUUCAAAGAUACCCUCAAUGCCUCAAUGAAAGCAUUUAACAUCAAUCCUGCCUCCUGGGUUACAGACUGCAUUGGAUCGUGACACCUGGCGAUCCUCCAUCCAUAAGGGGUCUUUGCUGUGUGAGAUAAAUUGGACAGAUGUAGCCGAACGAAAGAGGCCAGCCAGAAAAACCCGUGCCAGCAACCUUCCCGGAGACGUGCACCCCAUCCCCUGUCCCACCUGCCAUAGGACUUUCCGUGCAGAGAUUGGUCUGACCAGCCAUCUACGCAUGCAUCAUCUCUGAUGGCAAAAUGGUCUUCGUCGCCACGACGGACAACUAAGAAGAACUAGGAAGUUCUCCUUGUUUAGUGCUGUAUUGAGGCAAAGCCGGUAAUUUUGUAAACACUCUCGAGUUUAUCUCUUAG
Messenger RNA from Ictalurus furcatus (blue catfish), 1424 nucleotides. RefSeq lists its product as uncharacterized. NCBI's taxonomy places the organism in Eukaryota, Metazoa, Chordata, Actinopteri, Siluriformes, Ictaluridae. The record is from RefSeq and is a predicted model, not a curated record. The transcript is spliced from 2 exons. The coding region runs from base 286 to 1101 and encodes 271 amino acids.